Messenger RNA from Aspergillus ibericus CBS 121593, 711 nucleotides. RefSeq lists its product as uncharacterized. NCBI's taxonomy places the organism in Eukaryota, Fungi, Ascomycota, Eurotiomycetes, Eurotiales, Aspergillaceae. The record is from RefSeq and is a predicted model, not a curated record. The transcript has 2 exons. Bases 1 to 711 code for a protein of 236 amino acids.
AUGGUGAAACAAAAGCGCAAAGCCAAUGUGCUAAAUCCUGCUACCUUGCCUUCUACUGGCGUCCCUAAGGUUGGGGCUGCCACGGCCGCCCACAUCGAUGCUAAACGCAAGGAGCAGGGAAAGCUCAUGGUCGAGCAGUCUCAGCUGGCGUGGGCAAAAUAUUGGGCCGAGAAAGCAGAGAGUCUUGCUGCUCCGUUUGGACCGUUGCCGAGUGAUCCAGCGGCUAUCGAGGCCAAGUUGGAUCGUGAUGCGACCAUCAAACCAGUUGCAGCCCUCAAGGUCCCUCAGUUGGAGAGGAUCGAGAAAAGUCCUCCGCUUUCUCAUGACGCCAUUGGAAAUAUCCUCCGAGAAGCCAAGGGCAAUUGUCCCAAGGCGCAGGCGUGGUUGAAAGCCCAUGAGAUGACCAAGCUUGUCCGAGACCAAAUGAUCCUGGGGGUUGAUGAAAGGGAGAACCUCAGAAAGCAGGUCCUUCAGAAUUUGCGCCACAGGACGCUCGUCGCGCUGAAGGCGGCCAACGCGUCCAAAGAGGAAGUGCGUGAUAUUUUGUCCAAGUUCCCACCUGCUGAAAAGGCCGAUGAUGAAGAUGAUGCAGAAAAUGUCGUGGAAACCGGCGCGGAAGCUCAGUUCCAGAGGGUCUUGGAUGCUCAUGAUAGACUCCGAAAGGCUCUCGUUGAGUUUGAGGAAUCAAAACGCCAGCAUCAGUCGGCAUAG